Paramormyrops kingsleyae is the source of this 2474-nucleotide messenger RNA. It is a transcript of the gene kcnk5a, whose product is annotated as potassium channel, subfamily K, member 5a. Lineage: Eukaryota; Metazoa; Chordata; Actinopteri; Osteoglossiformes; Mormyridae. The record is from RefSeq and is a predicted model, not a curated record. Gene Ontology annotation, biological process: potassium ion transmembrane transport; stabilization of membrane potential. Gene Ontology annotation, molecular function: potassium ion leak channel activity; outward rectifier potassium channel activity. Gene Ontology annotation, cellular component: plasma membrane.
ACUUCAGACUGGGGCACAACUUUCUCUGUUACAACAAGCGCGCACGUGGAGAGGGACACUGGAAAAGCCGGGCAGUUCCCAACCAGAACAGAAACUAAAAAUUACAAUUACUAUUAUAAUAAUAAUCGCUGUCUUUAAUGUCCUACUCCACUCUCAUGGACACUCUUCCAUUAACAUUUAUGUCAGUUUUCUAAGACGCGUGCACUGCUUCAGAUUGGCAUAUAUUUGCACCAGAAUGCGCGGGGCUCGGCGUCCUUGAUCCUUUUUUCAGUGGACUUGACAUAUAAGCCCCACUUGAGCUUGAUGGCGGUGGACAAGGGUCCUUUAUUGACUUCGGCAAUAAUUUUUUAUCUGUCCAUUGGGGCAGCGAUAUUUCAGGUUCUUGAGGAGCCGAACUGGAAGCUUGCGGUGAAAGAGUACACCUCACAAAGAGAGCAGAUACUCAAGGACUACCCUUGUCUCAAGAAAGAUGACUUGGACAGGAUUUUGGAGAUCAUCUCCACAGCAGCCGGACAGGGCGUCACCAUCACAGGCAAUAGGACCUUCAACAACUGGAACUGGCCCAACGCCGUCAUCUUUGCAGCCACUGUCAUCACGACCAUAGGCUAUGGGAACAUCUCCCCAAAGACCUCAGGUGGACGUGUCUUCUGCAUCUUCUAUGGGCUCUUCGGCGUCCCGCUCUGCCUGACCUGGAUCAGCGAACUGGGCAAGUUCUUCGGGGGCCGAGCCAAGCACCUGGGCCAGUACCUGACCAAGAGAGGCCUAACUUUGCGUAAGGCCCAGUUCACAUGCACGGCCCUCUUCCUCCUGUGGGGGAUUCUGGUGCAUCUGCUGAUCCCCCCGUUUGUGUUCAUGGUUGAAGAGGGAUGGUCCUAUAUCGAUGGCCUCUAUUUCUCCUUCAUCACCUUGACAACAAUCGGCUUCGGAGACCUGGUCGCGGGUGUAGAUCCCAACGCGGAUUACCCAGUGCUCUAUCGCUACUUUGUGGAGGUGUGGAUCUACCUUGGCUUGGCCUGGUUGUCCCUCUUCUUCAACUGGAAGGUCCGCAUGGUGGUGGAGGCCCACAAAGCUCUGAAGAAGCGGAGGAAGAGACGCAAGCUCUCUCUGGAUCAGCUCCAGCAUUAUAAGGCCCACAAGGCUCGCUUGACCUCGUUGGCAGGGGGAGGGGAGACCAGCCGUAUCAGCUUCCUCCCGCUUCCGGAAAAGAGGGAGGGUUACAACGAUCUCAUCAAGCAGAUCGGCAGCAAGAAGGACGGGAGCAGCCAGCCGUUCAAUGAGCUGAACCGCUCCCAGAGCUGCAACGACAGCGGUGCCUACAACCCCAUACUGACCCUGGACGGCUCACCGCGGCGCAAGCGCCGGUACAGCCUCGGUGACCGUGUGACUGUGGCCUUCUCCAAGUCCAAGAACUACCUGAUGGGUGGGGAGGGUAACGUGUUGCUCGGGGGGCUGAUGCCCAGACCGGACCUGGAGGCAGGGGGAGCUAUUUAUGAGAACCAGCUGGACAAAGAACCUGGAUUAGAGGCCAGCGGGGAGGAGUACCAGGCCUUCAUCAACCAGGACGCCAACAUCACCUUCAUCGAUGAGGAGAACCUACUCACUGCGGACACCAAGGCCCAGCUCUCCACCUCCGAUGAGAACGGGGAAUCCGAAACGGACUCCAAAGAGGAGCCAAGCUGCGAGUCUGAUGGCUCUUUAUGUACCUCGGAUGGGCUGGACCGCUGCCACUCCUAUGAGCGGCUGGUGGAGGAAUACUCUAAGGAGCACAACACUGACUGAGCCCCUCAGCCUCCGGAGCCUGAGCCAUACACAACGACUGUGAUCUCUCCACUUCAGUCUUUUGUUUUUUCGGUCUUUGAAUGUUGUAGGAAUUUGCACGUUGCCAGAUUAGGUGAAGGGUGUCACAUGAAGAGGACACUGAUGCACACCGUUGAUUGUUCUGUCCAGCCUUUCCUGUUACCUGACCGGAGUCCUGGCGCUUUGGUUUUCAUCUGGGUGGCGGUAAUGGGACUCCGAAUCAGAAUAAGCUGUAUUAGUAUUAGUCCUGCAUUUAGGAAUGGACUUUUUCUGUGGGAUCCCAGCUGGACGGGCUGUUGAUGUCAAAUGAAGGUUUCAUAUUUAUUCUUGGACCCGUUAGAUGUUUUAUGGGUGAUUGGGGUAUGAUGUCUUAAUUAUAAGUAACCAGGGCUGUGAAGUAGACACAUUUGGGGAAAUUGCUGAAUUUGCUGCAAAUAUUUUAUCUAUGUCAUUUAAUGCCCUGUUAAUUUAGAUUUUGGAAGUUUGUUCAUAGUUCAGUUUGAUGAAUGAUUUAAAUCCGAUGUUCAAAUUGAGAGCGCACUGCUAUUCUGUGAUAGAAAUGCUUGCGGGGUUUUACUUACAAAAAAAAUGUUCUAAGGGCAGAACAGGAAAAAAGAUUGGUUCAGAGAGAGAACCAAUCACGUUGUAGUGGUGGUGGGCCCAAGCAACUAGAGCAG